GUUGAGUUCCAGGGCGCAGCAGAAGGUCUGGGAGCCUGGGAGGGACGCGGAGGCCGGGCGGGAGGCGUGUUCCUGCGCGGCUGCCUUUUACUUGGCGAAGUCCUAGCGCGCCUACGCUCAUCACUCGGGUCUGGCUGGCGGAGAGGAGUUGGAGACGCUCCCUCGGACCCACCCGGUCGUCGCUGGAGGCUGCAGGCUCGGUAGGACCUCCCCCAGUGAAGCCGUGCCCUGCCAGGGAAGUGUGCCGAAGUCCAGGAGGCUGCGCAGCUGGGGCCGCCGCCGCCGGAGCCCGGGACACCGGCCACUCUCCCGCGGCGCGCACCCUCGCUGGUUCCAUCUGCCUCCCAACCCCGGCGCCGCUCAGACCGGCUGCGGUGUGCCGGCUGCAGUGUGCCGCCGCCGAACAGCAGCACGGUGAGAAAAAAGAAAGUGAAGGUAUAAAAGCAACACAGUAGGAGACAAGUCCUCAGCUUUCCUAAGAUGGAAACCUUUUGCCUUAGGGCAUCCUUAUGUCUGGUACUGGUCGGAUGUGUGAGCAGUGAUAAUCCUGAGAGACACAGCACAAAUCUAAGCCAUCACAUGGAUAAUUUCACUACUUUUCAUGGGACAGAGCUCAACCUCCUGGUUACCACUCACCGACCCACUAAUUUAGUCCUGCCCAGCAAUGGGUCAAGGCACAGCUACUGCCCACAGCAGACUAAAAUUACUUCAGCUUUCAAAUACAUUAACACAGUGAUAUCUUGUACUAUUUUCAUCGUGGGAAUGGUGGGGAAUGCAACUCUGCUCAGGAUCAUUUACCAGAACAAGUGCAUGAGGAACGGCCCCAACGCGCUGAUAGCCAGCCUUGCCCUCGGAGACCUUAUCUACGUGCUUAUUGAUCUCCCUAUCAAUGUAUUCAAGCUGCUGGCUGGACGCUGGCCCUUUGAACACAGUGACUUCGGAGUAUUUCUCUGCAAGCUGUUUCCAUUUCUGCAGAAGUCCUCAGUGGGCAUCACCGUCCUCAAUCUCUGCGCUCUGAGUGUGGACAGGUACAGAGCAGUUGCCUCCUGGAGUCGUGUUCAAGGCAUUGGGAUUCCCUUGAUUACAGCCAUUGAAAUCGUGUCCAUCUGGAUCCUUUCCUUUAUCCUGGCCAUCCCUGAAACCAUUGGCUUUGUCAUGGUGCCCUUUGAAUACAGGGGUGAACAGCACAAAACCUGUAUGCUAAAUGCCACCUCAAAAUUCAUGGAGUUCUACCAAGAUGUAAAGGACUGGUGGCUCUUCGGCUUCUAUUUCUGUAUGCCACUGGUGUGCACCGCAAUCUUCUAUACCCUCAUGACCUGUGAGAUGUUGAACCGAAGGAACGGCAGCCUGAGGAUUGCCCUCAGCGAACAUCUCAAACAGCGUCGGGAAGUGGCCAAGACAGUUUUCUGCUUGGUUGUUAUUUUUGCGCUUUGCUGGUUCCCUCUUCACUUGAGCCGUAUUCUGAAGAAAACUGUGUAUGACGAGAUGGACAAGAACCGAUGUGAACUGCUUAGUUUCUUGCUGCUUAUGGAUUACAUCGGUAUUAACUUGGCAACUAUGAAUUCGUGUAUCAACCCAAUAGCUCUUUAUUUUGUGAGCAAGAAAUUUAAAAAUUGUUUCCAGUCGUGCCUCUGCUGCUGCUGUCACCAGUCCAAAAGCCUGAUGACCUCUGUCCCCAUGAACGGCACAAGCAUCCAGUGGAAGAACCACGACCAGAACAACCACAACACAGAGAGGAGCAGCCACAAGGACAGUAUCAACUAACCGCGACAGGAGACAGCAAGCAGAAAAUCGCCUCCCACGCAUCCCGCUGGUACCCUGACCUUCAGA
Molecule: messenger RNA, 1830 nt
Organism: Ochotona princeps (American pika)
Lineage: Eukaryota; Metazoa; Chordata; Mammalia; Lagomorpha; Ochotonidae
Gene: EDNRA
Product: endothelin receptor type A
Exons: 8
Coding region: 481-1764 (427 amino acids)
Biological process (GO): regulation of blood pressure; enteric nervous system development; G protein-coupled receptor signaling pathway
Cellular component (GO): membrane
Molecular function (GO): endothelin receptor activity
Source: RefSeq, a predicted model, not a curated record